AAUAACGAGCCCAAUUCAUUCUUGUGGCCCUUUCCACUUGUUGCGCUUUUUGUUAUCGGUCGACACGUGGUUGUUUCGCAAUUUCACAGCCGGAGUUUCAAUUCCGUCGCGUAGCACGAUACGUUACCCUGGAAUCACGCACCCAUUUGUUUGGUAGAAAAAAUAAGGCCAUAUUUUUUGCGUUGCAUCAGCUAUUAGUAGCUGCUUCGAAAAUUUAAAUUUUGAGUGACUUAAGAUUUGCAGCCUGUUAAAGCAUGGAUCAAAUAGUUGAAGAAAGUGGGGAAGACUCCCAGGCGCCAGAAUCGACGUUCGAGGAUGACCUCAUUCCGAAAGAAAUUUCCGAUGAAUUCUUCGAUGAGAUGUGCUCGAAAGCCAAUCUGACCGUGAAAGACUUGCAGGGAAAUCAGCAAUAUGCUUUGGCAGAGGAUUUCCAGAAGUUGUUGCUCACAAGCCAACAGUUGCGGCAGCAGUUGUUGGACGAGCAGGACAAAAUCGAAAAGAUGCAGGAUGAGGUUGCGGCAGCUGCAGGGCGUGUUGCUCAAGCGUUGGCUAUAUCUCAAAAGGAUCAGGAACAAAUCCAGGCGCUUCGAUCGGAGAUUGAAGAUGCUUGGAGAAGAGCAGAUGCUGCACAAGCUCGAGAACAGACGGCCCAAGAAGCGAUGAAUCAAAUGCGCGAGAAGUUAGAAAAGAUAUCAGCGGAAUCUUCGGAUAGGCAUGGUGACAAGGAUGAUGAUGUAGGAGCUGCAAUGGGCAAACAUAAAGAGAAUAUAUUACGAGAACGAGAUCGUCUGUUCGUUGAGGUUGAGGAGCUUAAUCGUCGGCUUAAUACGCAGCGAGUGUACACGGAAGAGUUGGAUCACAAAUGUAACGAUGCCGAAAAUAAGGUCAAAGAGCUUUACAAAGUCUUGGACGAAACUUCUAACGACGCCUUUCGGGACAAGCGAAUGCUGGAAAAACUUACAAGUUCAGCAUUCUGA
Molecule: messenger RNA, 977 nt
Organism: Aedes aegypti (yellow fever mosquito)
Lineage: Eukaryota; Metazoa; Arthropoda; Insecta; Diptera; Culicidae
Product: coiled-coil domain-containing protein 39-like
Exons: 2
Coding region: 255-977 (240 amino acids)
Source: RefSeq, a predicted model, not a curated record